Mustela erminea (ermine) is the source of this 417-nucleotide messenger RNA. RefSeq names its product histone H2B type W-T-like. Gene Ontology annotation, cellular component: nucleosome. Gene Ontology annotation, biological process: nucleosome assembly. Lineage: Eukaryota; Metazoa; Chordata; Mammalia; Carnivora; Mustelidae. Gene Ontology annotation, molecular function: protein heterodimerization activity; structural constituent of chromatin; DNA binding. The transcript has a single exon. The record is from RefSeq and is a predicted model, not a curated record. Bases 1 to 417 code for a protein of 138 amino acids.
AUGGCUGAACCUGGCUGUGAGACCUCUUCUGAGGAGAGCCUGGGCACCGAGGAGCCCAUGGCAGCGGACCCGAAGAGUCCAAAGCAGGAGCAGCCAAGGCGCCGCGGGCGCCGCCGUGGCCGCCGUGGUGGCCGCUGCCCCGACAGCUUUGCCACCUACUUCCCCAGGGUUCUGAAGCAAGUUCACGAGGGCCUGAGCCUCUCGCAGCAGGCCGUGAGCGUCAUGGAUUCGUUCGUCAAGGACAUGUUCGAGCGCAUCGUCGACGAGGCGUCUCGCCUGGCCCGCUCCACCCAGCGCUCCACCAUCACCUCGGGGGAGAUCCAGACAGCCGUGCGCCUGCUGCUGCCCGGGGAGAUUGGCAAGCACGCCGCGUCCGAGGCCACCAAGGCUGUCAUCAGGUUCAACAGACGCGAAUGA